AUGAGCGAUGGAUUGCUACGGGUAUUUUGGCCAUACGACCUUCCUCGGUCCUCAGCGCCGGGCGUAAUUGUUGGGUGGCGGAACUCGGAGCUGGACUUGUUUGUGCUGGCCGUGUUGGAGGAUGUUGAGCCUCGAAAUGUCGAUAAUGCCCUCCGCGCCGGUAUCCUCUUCCGCAACAGCCCCCAUCCGGUUCCGCGCAUAUUUGGCCUAUGCGGUCGUUCGGCGAUGCAUGUUUUAGGGUCAACGAACCCUCGGGAUCCGCCGACAGCGUUCAGUGCGUCGCAUUUAGUCGUUACUACUCGGCCGCCGGGGAAGGUGCCUAGGAUAUAUUGCCCGCCGGAGACCGGUCUUUCGAUUCAGGUCAUUAUGUUCCACCGGCCAGAUCCAACGAGGAUGGAGUAUAUGUCGCUGAACCCUAUUUCUCUUGCUUUGGAGGACAAGGUUCUUGCUGCGGACAAGGCGGAUGGGAUAACGGAUAUGAUAGAAACCGGUGAAAGCGCGCAGAAGGCUCGCGCGCAAAAAUUGGUGGAGAAGCUGAGACUGCAUACGGUGGUCAAGCAUGUUGCAUCGCACAAGGAGUUGGCGCUUCCAUUCAUCGUCAACCAGGUCAAUUGCGCAUACGAGAUGGGGAAGCUGAUAGAGAAGAACAGCAGCCUGAUCGGUAUCCGUGUGAAGCGGAGCAUGAGUGUUUCGGAGCGGGUGGUUGAGUCGGCGACGACUGCGCGGGACCUGUUCGUCCUCGGGGUGUCCUUUGUCUUUUGGCAGUGGAUAUGGCCGGUCGUUACUCGGAUAUUUGUGAUAGGGCUGGUUUUUCACCGCGUCAUUGCGGACUUUGUCCUGCAGGUCCUGGAAUGGCGUGCCCGGCCUGAUGCGGCGGCAUUGAAAGAUAUCUCUGCGACAGCGCAGCAAGUGGACAUUCGCUUGCAGCAGUUUUGCUACUGGCCUACGCAGUAUGUUAAGUUGCGGCAGAGGAAGGAUGACUGGGAGAGUGUGACCACCUACCAUGCGCACUACAUUCGGUUCUAUAAUAGUCUGUGGCUUGUUGCCAACGAUGUGAUUAUUGGAAUUGCCAUGGGCUCAUACAUCAUCGAUAAUGCCAACUGGGUAGCUUACCAGAUCAAUCAUGUUCUCAGCGGUUGGACGGUCGAGGGCCUGCAGCGGACGAUCUCCUGGCUGAUGGACUGGCCUGCUGGGUUGAAGUUGAACAAUGAGCUUGCUGCGUUCCUGGGUGAUCUUUUUCUAUGGGUUAUUGAGAACUGGGCAGCAUGCAUUGCAAACCUUCAACCUUACCUCCCUCACAUCAUCUACGUUAUCGGAUGCGCGAGCUUCGCCGGCGCCAGCAUGCCAAUCGCCCUGUUCUCGGACCUCAUUUCCAUUCUAACAGUACAUAUUUACUCGUUCUACAUUGCAUCAGCGCGGAUCUUCAACUGGCAGCUCACGAUCAUCAUCUCACUAUUCCACCUCUUCCGCGGUAAGAAGCGAAACGUCCUCCGCAACCGUAUAGAUUCUUGCGACUACGACCUUGACCAGCUUCUUCUCGGAACUAUCCUAUUUACCGUCCUCUUUUUCCUCUUGCCUACGGUGAUCGUUUUUUACCUCGCGUUCACGUCCGCGCGCAUGUUGAUAAUCUUUCUGAAGGCGGGACUUGACACCUGGCUCGCCUUUCUGAACCACUUUCCGCUUUUCGCGCUGAUGUUGCGCGUUAAGGAUUCGAGGAGGUUACCGGGUGGCAUCCGCUUUGAACUCCGUGCUGAACACGACAACUCGCCUAAUACCCUCGAACCAACGAUACACUACAUCCACCUUGAAUCCAUUCCCUUGACCCUCCGCGCCAUGUUCGACCAAUACUUCCAACUCGGCCACCGCCUGCGAAAACACUACCUCUCACCACAGGUCAUCUUCUGCCUCUUCACCGGCCGCUUUGUGCCUCCCAUCCACCGCCGCAACCUCUACAGUAUGCAAUACAGCAUGCUUCCUGAUGUUCGGCCUUCCCUUGCACAGGUGUGGAGUGAGUUGACCCAGCCGACGAGGAAGUCUGGUGGUAGCUCCUCAGGGUCGAGCUCUGGACAGGGUAGUAAUAGUAUUGGAAUUGGGAUUAUGGGCAUGAAGGUUGGCGGGCAUGGGGAGAGGAGGAGGGGGUAUCGAUGA
Molecule: messenger RNA, 2148 nt
Organism: Aspergillus mulundensis
Lineage: Eukaryota; Fungi; Ascomycota; Eurotiomycetes; Eurotiales; Aspergillaceae
Product: phosphatidylinositol N-acetylglucosaminyltransferase
Exons: 2
Coding region: 1-2148 (715 amino acids)
Biological process (GO): GPI anchor biosynthetic process
Cellular component (GO): endoplasmic reticulum; membrane
Source: RefSeq, a predicted model, not a curated record